AUGUCUUUGGUAACUCUCCUAGCGACGUCGCUGCCAUCAACCACGCUGGUAUCUGCCCAACUCUUUCUGGUCCACCUGACUAUGAGAAUAAUGGAUACUGCAGGGUUGAGAUUGUUGAGACUCGGGAUAUUGAUAUUAUCGGAACGAAUUAGUAUCAUCGAGAAGAUCCGUGAUCGGGUCGGAACCAACAACUAA
Messenger RNA from Penicillium samsonianum, 195 nucleotides. RefSeq lists its product as uncharacterized. NCBI's taxonomy places the organism in Eukaryota, Fungi, Ascomycota, Eurotiomycetes, Eurotiales, Aspergillaceae. The record is from RefSeq and is a predicted model, not a curated record. The transcript has 2 exons. The coding region runs from base 1 to 195 and encodes 64 amino acids.